Molecule: messenger RNA, 5655 nt
Organism: Sciurus carolinensis (gray squirrel)
Lineage: Eukaryota; Metazoa; Chordata; Mammalia; Rodentia; Sciuridae
Gene: Zbtb7a
Product: zinc finger and BTB domain containing 7A
Exons: 3
Coding region: 425-2140 (571 amino acids)
Biological process (GO): regulation of transcription by RNA polymerase II
Molecular function (GO): DNA-binding transcription factor activity, RNA polymerase II-specific; RNA polymerase II cis-regulatory region sequence-specific DNA binding; protein binding
Source: RefSeq, a predicted model, not a curated record
CGGUCCCGGCUUCCGGCUGCGCGGCCGCGGCCGCCCCCACCUCGCCCGCCCGCCCCUCCUGCCUGUUGUGUAACUGUGCCCAGCCCCCUCCCUGCGGCCCCCCGCCGGGCACCGGCCCCUCCCGGAGGGCGCUCCCGGGGGAGGGCGGCGGCCCCCGGCCGCCGGGCGCAGGCGAGCCCGGGGAUGCGCGGCCUGGCGCGGGCCGGCCGGGCGCGGGGGAGGCGGGCGGGCGGGCCCUGAUCCGGGGUAAUUUGCAUCGCCCUCCCCCCAGCCCGGGUGGGGAUUGGCCGCCGGCGGCGGGGGGUGGCGCGGGGCCAGGCGCACUGCCGCCUCCCGGGCCUCGGGGAGUCAGCCCAGCCGCAGCCGCCGCCGCCGCCGGGGCCGGGCCCCUCGCGCUGCCCGGGAAGGAGGUCUCAGGCGGAAGAUGGCCGGCGGCGUGGAUGGCCCCAUUGGGAUCCCGUUCCCAGACCACAGCAGCGACAUCCUGAGCGGCCUGAACGAGCAGCGCACGCAGGGCCUGCUGUGCGACGUGGUCAUCCUGGCGGAGGGCCGCGAGUUCCCCACGCACCGCUCGGUGCUGGCCGCCUGCAGCCAGUACUUCAAGAAGCUCUUCACGUCGGGCGCCGCGGUGGACCAGCAGAACGUGUACGAGAUCGACUUCGUCAGCGCCGAGGCGCUGACCGCGCUCAUGGACUUCGCCUACACGGCCACGCUCACGGUCAGCACGGCCAACGUGGGCGACAUCCUCAGCGCCGCCCGCCUGCUGGAGAUCCCGGCCGUGAGCCACGUGUGCGCCGACCUCCUGGACCGGCAGAUCCUGGCGGCCGACACGGGCCCCGACGCGGGGCAGCUGGACCUGGAGGACCAGGCGGGCCAGCGCAACCUGCUGCGGGCCAAGGAGUACCUGGAGUUCUUCCAGAGCAACCCCAUGAACAGCCUGCCCCCCGCCGCCGCCUUCCCCUGGUCGGCCUUCGGCGCUUCUGACGACGACCUGGACGCCACCAAGGAGGCCGUGGCCGCCGCCGUGGCCGCCGUGGCCGCGGGUGACUGCAACGGCCUGGACUUCUACGGACCGGGCCCCCCGUCCGAGCGGCCCCCCACUGGGGACGGGGACGAGGGCGACAGCAACCCGGGUCUGUGGCCAGAGCGCGAAGAGGACGCCCCCGCCGGGGGUCUCUUUCCGCCGCCGGCGGCCCCCCCGGCCACCGCGCAGAACGGCCACUACGGCCGGGGCGGGGAGGAGGAGGCAGCCUCGCUGUCUGAGGCCGCUCCCGAGCCGGGCGACUCUCCGGGCUUCCUGUCGGGCGCAGCCGAGGGCGAGGACGGGGACGCGCCCGACGUGGACGGGCUGGCAGCCAGCACCCUGCUGCAGCAGAUGAUGUCCUCGGUGGGCCGGGCAGGGGACAGUGACGAGGAGUCGCGGGCGGACGACAAGGGCGUCAUGGACUACUACCUGAAGUACUUCAGCAGCGCGCACGAGGGCGACGUCUACCCGGCCUGGUCGCAGAAGGCGGAGAAGAAGAUCCGCGCCAAGGCCUUCCAGAAGUGCCCCAUCUGCGAGAAGGUCAUCCAGGGCGCCGGCAAGCUGCCGCGGCACAUCCGCACCCACACCGGCGAGAAGCCCUACGAGUGCAGCAUCUGCAAAGUCCGCUUUACCAGGCAGGACAAGCUCAAGGUGCACAUGCGGAAGCACACGGGCGAGAAGCCCUACCUGUGCCAGCAGUGCGGCGCCGCCUUCGCCCACAACUACGACCUCAAGAACCACAUGCGCGUGCACACGGGCCUGCGGCCCUACCAGUGCGACAGCUGCUGCAAGACCUUCGUGCGCUCCGACCACCUGCACAGGCACCUCAAGAAGGACGGCUGCAACGGCGUCCCCUCGCGCCGGGGCCGCAAGCCGCGCGUGCGCGGCGGCCCGCCCGAGCCCCCGGCCCCCGGGCCCGCCGCGCCCCCCGGCGCCCCCGGCGCGCCCGGCUCCCCCGGCGCGCGACGCAACGGCCAGGAGAAGCACUUUAAGGACCAGGACGAGGACGAGGACGAGGCCAGCCCCGACGGCGCGGGCCGGUUGAAUGUAGCGGGCGCCGCUGGGGACGGCGGCCCCGGGGCCUCCGAGGGCACCUUCCCCGCGGGACUCGCCUAAAACCAAAAAGAACCGCCCCAGCGCCGCCCCCGCAGCCCCUGCAGCGCCCGCCGCCGGCUCCCAGCGCUUCCGCCUCCGCAGCCGCCCGCCCCAGGCUCGGGCUCGGCCCGGCUCGGGUUCGGCUCAGCUCGGUUCGGCUCGGGCUCGGGUUCAGCUCGGGCUCGGCUCGGCUCGGGUGGCGGGGCGGCGGGGCGGCGGGAGCCGGGCGGCGGUCGCCCUCCGCCGCGCGGGUUCCAGCGUCUUUCAGACGAGACCCUAAAGGACGUCUGUCUGCUCCGAGCGGACGCUAAACCGUCCCCACCCUCCUUCCUCAGGGCACUUACGGGGCCGUCCCCGCGCCCCGCCACCGCCCGUGGCCUCGCAGCCGCUCGUCCUGGCCGCCCCGACCUAUUUAUUCCCGGGCCCCGGCCGAGCCGCCUCCCCUCGGCCGCCGCGGGUCCGGCCCGGCGCCCGCCGCCCGGAGCCCGGAGCCCCUGUCUGGAGAUUGGAAACGCGUCUCGACCCCGCCCCAGCCCUUCGCCCACGUUUUUAAAGCACUUUUUAGAUUUUUCUUUUCCUCCUUAAAAACCAGAUUUAUAUAUAGAUAUAUAUAGACGUAUAAAUAUAUAUGAUACACUUUCUCAGAGCGGCAGCAGGUCGCCGGCGGCGGCAGAGGCAGGCGGGGUUCCAGGGUCACAAAAGCAAUAAACCCAAGCAAGUCCUAGAGUGGAGAGAGGCGGAGCCACAGCGCGCCCGGCUCGCACUUUGUAACGAACGGGUACUUUAUCUUAACUCUUAAUUUAAAACAUGUUUACAAGUUGCAACCAACUUCUAUGAAAAGUUGAAAAGACAAAAAAAAAGCGAGAGAGAGAGAGAGAGAGAGAGAGCGCAAAAGAAAAUUCCUAAAACUCAAUUUAUUUUUGUACAAAAUAAUAAAAUAAAAAACCCACCACAAACGUAGAAUCCACGUCUGUUCCCCAAGGCUGAGGGGGGUGGUCAGGAAGCCAUGGGAAGGGACCAGAACCCCGCCCGAGGCGUCUGCCCGCCCCGGAGUCCACGCUGAGGGCAGGCCGCGGGGCUCAGGCCGGUGCCGGCCCCCACGCCUCCCGGCCUGCCCGCCUUGGGUCUUGAUUGGGAGAUGUCUCUGCUAGCCAUACAGUGGCCAUCUCUGUCCUUGGGCACCCACCCUCCUUACUCCCCAGCUCAGGGACGGCCCGAGAGAGGGCUGGCCUUCCAACCAGCCAGACCAACCAGUCCCCAGCCCCGUGUCCCUCCCGCCCCCAGGACCUGCCCUCCAACAUGGCUGUCCUGCUGCAGGGUCCCUGCCUCCAGGGCCUGACGCCUCCCCCCGCCCCCGCACCCCCUUUUUACUCAAAGGCACUGACUGUAACCCGGGGGCUGGCUCCUGCCUCACCCCAGCCUCUGGCUCCCACGAGGCCCGGUGCUGACCGAGCCGCAGGCCACGGACGGGGCCAGGGUUGGGGAGGCGGUCUAUGCCAGGUGCCCCGUCCCUCCUGCCCACUCGGUCCAGCACGGGAGCCUGUACAUAGAUGCUCCGCAGAACUGAGGCUACCUUCCGCCAAUGCCUGGGGCAGAGGGGCGUCCCUGCGUCCCUCCACCCCUGGCGGUGGCCUGUCACCUGGCACCCCUGUCUGCGACAACUGUCUCGUCUUUUUCUUUUGUCUUUAAAGGGAAGCUUUGUAAGAAGGUGAAUUUUUUCAUAUUGUUUCUACCAGAUUUUUGUUUCUUUCCCUCCCCAGUCCCAGCCCGUCAGCCCCCCAAAUGUCUCAGGAUCCCCCUCCGGGCCGGCAGAAGGGGCAGGCCCGGGGCCAGGUGGUGCUGGCCUUGUUGGCUCCUCGAUGUCACAGGGCGAGCUCCAGAGAGGACCGUCAGGCCCGGCAAGGCACUGGCCCCCUGGCCAUCCGCCUCAGAGAGGCCCAGGGGCGAGUCCCCUCCCGUCCCCAGGCCCCUCGCAAUAAGACCCACUCAAAUCACUGAUGUCAUCCUGGCCAGCGGAGGCCACCAGACUUGGGGGACAGAGCCCUCAGGACUCUGGCAGGACCAGGCUGCCCGCAGCCACUCACCCGGAGCCCCCGCGGGCAUCGCACUGAGCCCGGCCAGCCCCUGCUUCGCGCCCGCGCCUCUGCCUUAAGCCAGCCAGUCCCCCGCAGCGUCUGCAUGGGCCCAGAGCAGGACCCCGCCGCCCCCGACUGCGCAAUCACAUACUGUAUAUAGACGUGGAUCGAUUUUAUUUUUAUUCUUUAAAUUAAGGUUGUGAUAAAGUGUUGCCAAAGAUACUGCUGAAUUUCGCGUUUCAGGAAACAAGCGAGAGGUGGAGGCGGGCGUGCUGGUCUGGAGGGCGCGGAGGGCUUUCCUCUGGUGUUGGGGUUUCUUGUGUUUUUUUUUUUUUUUUUUUUUUUUUUUUUUUUUUUUUUUUUAACUGCCUGGUACAAAAAAAAAAAAAAAAGAAAAAGAAAGAAAGAAAGAAAGAAAAAAAAAAAGAAAAAGUGAGAUUGUUAUUUCCAUCAUCAUGAUGAGGUUGCGUGGUGUGUGUGCGCGUGAGUGCGGGGUCCAGGCCCGAGGGCUCGGGGUCCAGGCGAGGACCUCCUGUCUAGUUGCUGCUCCUUGCCUCGCCCCUCCCACCCCGCCUUUUGAGAUUAAGGGGGGAAAAAAAGGCAAAAAAAUAGAAUGAAAACCCCAUAACCCAGUGAAUGUAGGACGCGGGCGGGCCAGCCUGGUGCCAGUCUGCUCCCCGGAGGCCAGCCGGCGUGUCGCCUGUGCCCAGAGCUGUCCCUCUGCUUCCCUGCACCAUGGGAGAGGAGGGUCCCAGGCCUCUUCUCCACAGGUGACCAGGGACGCUGGACAUUGUCUGGACCCCAGGCACAGGCAGCUGUGUGGCCAUGCCAAGGCCCAGGCCCGAGUCAGGCCCCAGGAUGGAAGCAAUCUGGGCAGCCGGGACUGUAGGAGGCGAGACCGAAAGGAAAAACAGAAAAAAAAGAAAAACUUAAAAACCAACAAAAAAAAAAAAAGCAAAAAAUCCUAUUUUUUGAGAAAGAAAGAUAUUUAUAUUUGCAGUUUUAUUUUAAAAAGUUAUUUAAGCUGAGGAAGCAGCUCCCCAGAGGUGGGGGUGGCUGGCGCAGGACGGGUCAGGGCGGGGGCUCGUCGCCCCAGGGCCGGUCUCAGUUGAGCCGAGCUCACACUAAACUAGAUUUACAUGGGGCGGGGGGCGGGGCGGCGCUGCCCAGGCCCCCCAGCCCAGACACGAGGUGCCUUGGACUCGGGGGCCAGGCCUGGCGCGUGGGGCAGGGCGGUGCCCGCUGGGUACAGAGCACAGAGCAGACAUUCCAUAGACUGUAUUUGAGAGUCUUUAUAAAGUGUGGGAGAUUUAAAAAAAAAAUUGAUAAAAAUGCACUUUUUGGGGGUGGGGGGAAAGCUUUAAAGUAAUAAAAACAAAACAAAAAGGCAAAAGAUGAUGAAAAACCAGAAAAAUCAUUUUUCUUGUACAUAAAACAACCACUAAACGCAGCCUGUUAUGA